Triticum turgidum subsp. durum (durum wheat) is the source of this 2838-nucleotide messenger RNA. Lineage: Eukaryota; Viridiplantae; Streptophyta; Magnoliopsida; Poales; Poaceae. The record is from the annotation of a GenBank genome assembly.
AUGGAAGGCGCGGCGGAGCUUGUUUCCACCGUUGGGCUGGUGGUCGGUGAGGAGUACCGGCAGCUCCGCGGCGUCGGCCGCGAGGUGGCUGAGCUCAGAGACGAGCUGGCCACCAUGAACGCCAUCCUCCGCAUGCACUCCGAAGCUGACGAGGGCGACGUGGACCACUUCGUCCGGGAGUGGAUGAAGCAGGUGCGCGAGCUCGCGUACGAUUCGGAGGACUGCGUCCACCUCUACAUUUUCCGGAUCAGGUGCCGGCGUAGCGACGGCCUUGUCGCUUGGUCCAAACGCGUGCUUGCCACGCUUUUUCCUCGACAUCGCCUAGCAGGCGACAUCAAGGACCUCCGCGCCCGUGCGGUUGCCAUCAGCGAGCGCCACGCGCGGUACGGCGUCAGCAGAGAGGCACUGCGCGGCUCUCCUUCUUUGGCUUUCGCCCCCAUGCCACGGGCAGCUUCCGCAUCCGCGGAUGCGCUUCGCCCUGCCAACGACCCUGGCCAGUUCGUCGGGAUCAUGGAGCAGGCAAACAUCCUCGCUGAGAAGGUGAAGGCGGCGGAUGACCAAGAGAGUGACAUGAAGCUUAAGGUGUUCUCCGUCGUGGGGUUUGGAGGGCUCGGAAAGACUACGCUGGCCAUGGAGGUGUGCCGGCAGCUGGAGACCGAGUUCCAACGCCAAGCACAAAUCUCUGUGUCCCAGACCUUCGACGACAAGAAGGACAUGGAGGCACUUCUGAAGCGUGUUAUUCAGCAGAUCGUGAAGCCGAAAGCAGAUAAUGAGGAAGGCAUCAAGGUAGAGGAAUCUCUCACUGGCGGCCUCGACAAUAUGAAUCUCAACCAGCUGGCCCAGGAGCUAGCGAGGACACUACAGGACAAGAGGUACCUAAUUGUGAUCGAUGAUGUGUGGACCAUAGCGGCCUGGGAUGCAAUCCAAGCCAAGCUGCCAGAAAACCACCGUGGAAGUAGAAUCAUGGUGACUACUCGGAUAGCAGCAGUGGCAAAAGCAUGCAGUAAUAAAAGUGAUUAUAUAUAUCCGAUUCAGCCUCUGAAUUCAGAAAACUCUGAGAGGUUGUUCCUCAGUAGAGCAUUUGGCUCCAUGGAUGCCUCUUGCCCCGACAGGCUAAAGAAGGCAAUGGAUGAUAUUUUGAGAAAAUGUGGUGGGCUUCCAUUGGCUAUUGUCAGCAUUGCUAGUCUUUUGGCAAACUACAAAUCAUCAGAGAGUAAAGAUAUGUGGGAAAGAGUUUCCAAGUCAAUUGGAUCUCACAUGGAGGGCCACCCUAGCCUUGAGGGGAUGAAGAGGAUAAUCACACUCAGCUACAACCAUCUGCCUUAUGAUCUGAGGCGUUGCAUGAUGUAUCUUAGCAUUUUCCCAGAGGAUUCUGUGGUCAACAAGAAUCGUCUGUUGAACAAAUGGAUUGCCGAAGGAUUGAUUGCUGAGAUGCGGGGGUUGACCUUGCUGGAGGUUGCCCAAGCCUACUAUGACGAACUUAUCAGUAGAAGCAUGAUUGUUCAGGGCCCGGGAGAAAGCAAUAAUGAAGGAAACGGGGAGACGUGUCGAGUGCACGACAUGAUGCUUGAGGUCAUGGUGUCUAAAUCCCUAGAGGCUAAUUUUGUUAGCCUUGUAGGUGGGCAGUACAAAGGGAUGGCGUAUGAUAAGAUUCGCCGCCUCUCCAUCCAUGGCGAAGAAGAGGGACCCAUGGGCUUGACAUCCAAGAGAAAAGGAGUGAGGAAUACGGAGAUGAACGUGAAACAUGUCCGAUCACUGAUCAUGCUCAAUAAUCAGGGGCACAAACUGCUUGAUCAACUGGGCGAAUUGACGCUGCUAAGAGUACUUGACCUGAAUGACUGCAAGGGCCUAGAAAACAAGCAUAUGGGUGAUAUCUGCCGGUUGUACCUUCUAAGGUACUUGAGCUUGAGGGGAACAGCUGUGAGUGUGAUGCCUCCGGAAGUUGGUGAGCUGGAGCAAUUACUGACGCUUGAUGUGUGUGGUACGCUCCUUAAAGGCCUUCCAGAAACUGUGAACAAGCUGGAGAAACUUGAGCGCCUGUUUUUCACCCACACCCAUAGGUGGGACUAUCUGUGGAUGCCGACCAGGGGUGUCUCCAGAAUGAAGGCGCUGCGCGAGGUGCUUAAAGUUGGGAUCGCAGACGACAUUGAUGUUGUGCGAGAGAUUGGCGAACUGCAACAACUGCAAGUGAUUGUCAUCUACGUGGACACGGAGGUGUCCACUGAGGCAGUCCGCACAGAGCUUGCCCUCUCUCUAAGCAAGAUAUACUCCCUACGGUUUCUCAACAUGGGACAGACCGGCUGGACGGAUAAUACAUUGAAGUUUCUACAUCAAGUCUCGCCACCACCACGGCUCCUUCGUAGGAUAAGGAUUGCUGGUGGCAUGGAUGGGCUGCCCUCCUGGAUCGGGUCACUCACAUAUCUUGAAGAGAUUGAGCUUUCCUGGACAUUCCUCGUUGAUGACCAACUAUUCGAAGUUCUGUGCAAGUCUCCCAGCCUGAAAAGCAUCAUUUUGCAGCUUAAUUUCUGUGGUGGCAGCGAGCUCGUUGCACGCAGCACACAGAAAUUUACGGCGCUCAGAAGCCUGAAUGUGACCCUUGGUGAUGAAUUUCCCAAAGUUCUGCGAUUCGAGGAAGGAGCCAUGGCAACCCUCGAGAGCCUUGGACUGGGUAUCGGUGACAAUAACAACACCUUUGACGGCAUAGAGCACUUAACAAACCUGAAAGAGGUGUAUGUCUCUGGUAAUAGAGAAUGCUCCGCAAUGAAGCUUGGCCUUGAGAAGCUAAAGGCCGAGAAUGAGAUUCGCCACCCUAAUGAGUUCAAGAUUAUAGUGUCAUAA